AUGAAGGAAAACAGCCGGAGCGGUAGAUGGACCUUGCUGGGAGCCAAGCGAGCCAGGAGGCAGCUCGGGGAGCUCGGCCAGGCUGCACCCCUGCCUCUGCCCUGGGGCCCCCAGUCCUGGCCUCCCACUGAGACGCUGAGGUGUUCGGGUGCCAAGUCAGCCUCGGGCUCCGGCCAGGUGGGCUGUGGCUUUUCCCAGAAAUCGUCACGCUGUGCCAGUCUUCUCCUGGAAUCCACGCUGCCCACGGUGCCAGGCAGAGUCUGGCUCCGCUGCUCCGGCCGGCCUGCGUGGGGGCGGGCAGCGCAGGGGCCGAGGCCGCUGCACCCAGGCCCCCGGGUCGUCAGGACCCUCUCCUGA
Messenger RNA from Rangifer tarandus platyrhynchus (Svalbard reindeer), 357 nucleotides. The record is from the annotation of a GenBank genome assembly. NCBI's taxonomy places the organism in Eukaryota, Metazoa, Chordata, Mammalia, Artiodactyla, Cervidae.